AUAUAUAGAGGUGUCGUUUUGUGUUGUCUUGUGGGCAUUCAAAAACUUGAAGCUCCCAUUCAUAAACAGUUCCAAAAAUAGGCAGAGGCUAUAAGGCUAAGUCUGAGAAGAUAUCAUAUCAUAUAUAUAUAUAUAUACAGUGCUAUUCAUCAGUGCAUCGCGCAAUAGAUAUGCUCUCCUCUCCAUACGCCUGCAAACCACGCCGUUGAAAGAUAGGAAAAAGAGAAUGCUGAGUGGUUUCUGAAGCAUUAUGGACGCCAGACAACGAUUAGACGAUGCAUACAAAAGAAAGCUACAGAGAAUCAAAGUGAAAGGUGUGGAGAAUCCUUUGAAACUCGUGAUCGCUGGCAAGGGCAGCAGCAGAUGCAAGAUCCACCCCCUGAAAUUAGUCCUGGCAAUCAUGGUGCUAGCAAGCUUUCUGUCUCUUCUUUCGUCCCCAACUGUGUGCCAAUCAAAUAGUGUAUCCCUCAAAGUUUCCCGGCAGCAUUUUGUUAACAGGUGGAUAUGGGGUGGGGGGCUGGAUGCACGUUACGAUGCCUCAGAUAUCAACAUCAACUGGGAAGAUAUUUCGUCUUUAUUAAACAAGUUACCCAAGGACAUCAAAGUCGAAGGCAUCGGCCUUCUGAACUUCAAAGAAUAUGAAAUAAAAAGCUGGAAGCAACUCAUUCCUGCUGCUGAUCAUUUUGUUCUCCAUCUUGACUAUGCUGACAAAAACAUGACUUGGGAAACUCUGUUUCCUGAGUGGAUUGAUGAAGAACAGGAAGAGGAGCUUCCCAGUUGCCCUUCUCUGCCCAAAGUUGAAGUUCCAAGGCAACGACUCGAUCUCAUUGCCGUAAAACUCCCUUGCAGAAAUGAAGGAAACUGGUCUAGAGACAUUGCUCGCCUGCAUCUGCAGAUCUCUGCAGCUACUUUAGCAGCCUCCUUCAAAGGAAAUUACCCGGUGCACGUGCUCUUCGUGUCGAGGUGCUUCCCUGUACCCAACAUGUUUACCUGCAAGGAUCUUGUCGUACGUCAAAAUAACACAUGGCUGUAUAAACCAAACUUGAAUGUGUUGCGCGAAAAGCUACAGCUCCCCAUCGGAUCUUGCGAGCUUGCACUUCCCCUCGGAGUUACUGCAGAAAGGGAUUACAACUCUGGCAAGAAGCAACGGGAGGCAUAUGCUACGAUUCUUCACUCAGCUCAUGUUUAUGUGUGUGGCGCGAUCGCAGCAGCACAGAGCAUCCGGAUGGCAGGGUCGACUAGGGACCUUGUAAUACUCGUAGAUGAAAUGAUCAGUGAUUACCACAGAAGUGGACUUGAGCUGGCUGGAUGGAAAGUGAGGACGAUAAAGCGUAUAAGAAAUCCUAAAGCCGAGAAAGAUGCCUACAACGAAUGGAACUACAGCAAGUUCAGACUGUGGCAGCUUACUGACUACAACAAGAUCAUUUUCAUUGAUGCAGAUCUGCUCAUCCUCAGAAACAUCGAUUUUCUGUUCGCAAUGCCCGAGAUCUCCGCAACUGGGAACAACGGUACAAUGUUCAACUCGGGUGUGAUGGUGAUAGAACCCUCCAAUUGCACGUUCGAGCUCCUAAUGGAUCACAUAAACGAGAUCGAUUCCUACAAUGGAGGGGACCAGGGGUACUUGAAUGAAAUAUUCACAUGGUGGCAUAGGAUACCAAAGCACAUGAACUUCCUGAAGAAUUUCUGGAUAGGCGACGACGAAACUGUAAGGCAGAAAAAAGUGAAGUUGUUCAAGGCAGAACCUCCAAUCCUCUAUGUCCUGCACUACUUGGGCAAUAAGCCGUGGAUGUGCUUCCGGGACUACGACUGCAACUGGAAUGUGGACAUACUGGAGGAAUUUGCGAGCGACAUUGCGCACAGCAAGUGGUGGAAAGUGCACGAUGGGAUGCCGAAACAGUUGCAGGAGUUCUGUCUGUUGGCGUCGAAGCAGAAGGCGCAGUUGGAAUGGGACAGAAGGCAAGCGGAGAAAGGGAAGUACCCGGAUGGGCAUUGGAAAGUAAGGAUAAGAGACGAGCGGAUGGGGAGAUGCAUCGAUCCAUACUGCGAUUGGCAGAGCAUGUUGCGACACUGGGGCGAGACCAACUGGACCGAGACCGACUUCCCGGUGCCGACGCCGCCUGCAUUAUCUUCUACUAGUAGUACUAGUACUAGUACUAGUUUGAGAUGAAGAUGAGGUUUGCGACCUACUUUACUAUUACUGUUACUAUGUAUCAUCGCCGGUAUAGAGAGAGUUUUUGCAUGGCCUUUGAGCGAUGGUACAACGUUACCUUUCUUUGUUGUUAUAAGACAAGAAGACACUAGUCAUAUUUUUAAGAUCCAGAGCAGAGUAUCAUGCUUCUUGUUUUGUUUAUCACUCUUGCAUCCUGUAUUUUUGUUUAAGCCCUAUUUCUACCUCAUCUACGCAUUUCUUUUUGUCUUAC
Andrographis paniculata is the source of this 2420-nucleotide messenger RNA. RefSeq names its product UDP-glucuronate:xylan alpha-glucuronosyltransferase 1-like. The record is from RefSeq and is a predicted model, not a curated record. Gene Ontology annotation, biological process: xylan biosynthetic process. Bases 251 to 2167 code for a protein of 638 amino acids. Gene Ontology annotation, molecular function: glycosyltransferase activity. The transcript has 6 exons. Lineage: Eukaryota; Viridiplantae; Streptophyta; Magnoliopsida; Lamiales; Acanthaceae.